AUGGGGGCUUGCAUGAGCUCGACGAGUGAGGCGGUGGAGCAGAAGAAGAGAAGCCAGAAGAUCGACAAGGACUUGGAAGAGGACUCGAAGCGGCUACGACGAGAAUGCAAAAUUCUACUCCUCGGCUCCGGCGAGUCGGGCAAAUCAACGAUUGUCAAGCAGAUGAAGAUCAUCCACCUCAAGGGCUACUCAGAAGACGAGCUUUACAGCUAUCGGGCGACCGUGUUCAAGAACCUCCUCGAGUGUGCCAAGUCCGUGAUCAACGCCAUGCGUGAAUUCAACAUCGAGCCCCAGACAGAAAACAUCCAAGCCUACUGCGUCUUCUUGCUCGACUAUUCUAUCGAGUCUGGUCCCCAACCACACAUCGACCCCAAGGUCGGCGAUGCGGUUCGGGCGAUUUGGGACGAUCCCGUACGCGAGCAGCUCAUGGAGCGGCAAACCGAGUUCUACCUCAUGGAUUCGGCAGAAUACUUUUUCCAAGAGGCCAUGCGGAUCGUUCGCCCCGACUACACGCCCAAUGAGAUGGACGUCCUCCGCGCAAGAACAAAGACAACCGGCAUCUACGAGACCCGCUUCCAGAUGGGCCAGUUGAGCAUACAUAUGUUCGACGUCGGCGGCCAGAGGAGCGAGCGCAAGAAGUGGAUUCACUGCUUCGAAAAUGUCACAUCCAUCAUAUUCUGCGUCGCUCUGAGCGAGUACGAUCAGGUGCUGCUGGAGGAGAGCAGCCAAAACCGCAUGAUGGAGAGCCUGCUGUUAUUCGACUCGGUGGUCAAUUCCAGGUGGUUCAUGCGUACGAGCAUUAUCCUCUUCCUCAACAAGGUCGACAUCUUCAAGCAGAAGCUGGCUCGCUCGCCGCUGGGGAACUACUUCCCCGACUACUCGGGCGGCAAUGAUGUCAACAAGGCCGCAAAGUACCUGCUUUGGCGGUUCAACCAGGUCAACCGAGCCCACUUGAACCUAUACCCACACUUGACCCAAGCGACGGACACGUCCAACAUCCGCCUUGUAUUUGCUGCCGUCAAAGAGACCAUCCUCAACAACGCCCUGAAAGACUCUGGCAUUUUGUGA
Grosmannia clavigera kw1407 is the source of this 1068-nucleotide messenger RNA. RefSeq names its product guanine nucleotide-binding protein alpha-3 subunit. The transcript has 5 exons. Gene Ontology annotation, molecular function: G-protein beta/gamma-subunit complex binding; GTP binding; G protein-coupled receptor binding. Gene Ontology annotation, biological process: adenylate cyclase-activating G protein-coupled receptor signaling pathway. The record is from RefSeq and is a predicted model, not a curated record. Gene Ontology annotation, cellular component: heterotrimeric G-protein complex. The coding region runs from base 1 to 1068 and encodes 355 amino acids. NCBI's taxonomy places the organism in Eukaryota, Fungi, Ascomycota, Sordariomycetes, Ophiostomatales, Ophiostomataceae.